UCUGUGCAAAUCUACACCACUCUUAUAGUUCAUUUUUUAAUAUUCUUUGGACCACACUAAAUAUAAAAGUUAUAGAGGUAAACUCUCUUCACUACCAAAGUUUCUCCAAUGGCUACUCUCUUUCUCUACUCUAACACAUUUUCCUUCUUCUUUAUUACACUCGUGUCGUUAGCUCUUCUAAUUCUCCGGCAACCCUCUAGGGCGGCGAGUUGUACAGCUCGGCCGGUGAUUUUUAACUUUGGAGAUUCUAAUUCAGAUACAGGAGGACUUGUUGCUGGACUUGGUUACCCCAUUGGCUUCCCAAAUGGACGCUUAUUUUUCCGGCGAUCUACCGGUCGUUUGUCCGACGGACGUCUUCUCAUCGAUUUCCUAUGUCAGAGUUUGAAUACAAGUCUUUUGAGGCCAUACUUAGAUUCAUUGGGUAGAACAAGGUUUCAAAAUGGUGCAAAUUUUGCAAUUGCUGGAUCCCCAACUCUUCCCAAAAACGUCCCUUUCUCGCUUAACAUUCAGGUCAAGCAGUUCAGCCAUUUCAAAUCCCGAUCACUCGAGCUCGCUUCUAGUUCAAAUUCAUUAAAGGGCAUGUUCAUAAGCAACAAUGGAUUCAAAAACGCGUUGUACAUGAUCGAUAUUGGACAGAACGACAUUGCGCGUUCAUUCGCUAGAGGCAACUCGUAUUCUCAGACGGUUAAGUUGAUUCCACAAAUUAUUACGGAAAUAAAAAGCAGCAUAAAGAGAUUGUAUGAUGAAGGAGGAAGGAGAUUCUGGAUUCACAACACUGGUCCAUUGGGUUGUCUACCUCAAAAACUUUCUAUGGUUAAGAGCAAAGAUCUCGACCAGCACGGUUGCUUAGUCAGUUACAACUCGGCAGCAACUCUGUUUAACCAAGGAUUGGAUCAUAUGUGUGAGGAGCUGAGGACCGAACUACGAGAUGCCACCAUAAUCUAUAUUGACAUAUACGCUAUCAAAUACAGUCUUAUUGCAAACUCCAACCAAUACGGUUAAGUAGAGUUACUAUUUACCCGUACCAUUAGUAGAUAAAUGAGAUGGUUAUAUCUUAACUUUACUUAGCUCAAUACAGGUUUUAAGAGUCCGUUGAUGGCGUGUUGUGGAUACGGAGGGACUCCAUACAACUACAAUGUGAAGAUAACAUGUGGGCACAAAGGCUCUAAUGUAUGUGAGGAAGGGUCGCGUUUCAUAAGCUGGGAUGGGAUUCAUUACACCGAGACAGCUAAUGCCAUUGUAGCCAUGAAAGUUCUUUCAAUGCAUUACUCUAAGCCACCAACUCCGUUCCAUUUCUUCUGCCGUCGCUAAGAACCAAAUUUAUUAUUCUUUUGCUUAUUUCUAACUUGGACGAUUUUUUUUAAUAGUAAAACUUUCUAGUUGUAAUCAAAUCACUAGGGAAAUAAUAGAAGAGUGUGUUGUAAUAGUUUCUUAUACAACUGUUAUAAUUUGUACCAUUAUGAAAAAAACCUAUCUCCGAUUUGCUGA
Molecule: messenger RNA, 1488 nt
Organism: Arabidopsis thaliana (thale cress)
Lineage: Eukaryota; Viridiplantae; Streptophyta; Magnoliopsida; Brassicales; Brassicaceae
Product: GDSL-like Lipase/Acylhydrolase superfamily protein
Exons: 4
Coding region: 109-1002 (297 amino acids)
Cellular component (GO): extracellular region
Molecular function (GO): hydrolase activity, acting on ester bonds; hydrolase activity
Source: RefSeq, marked reviewed